Messenger RNA from Paramecium pentaurelia, 913 nucleotides. NCBI's taxonomy places the organism in Eukaryota, Ciliophora, Oligohymenophorea, Peniculida, Parameciidae. The record is from the annotation of a GenBank genome assembly.
AAUGAGCACCAAUAUGUUUAAUGUCCUCAACAUAUCAGAUGAUGAGGAUUCUAAAACUCAAUAGACAUAAUAGAAAACACAAUAAUAACAAGCUAAAAAGAGUAAGUGUGUUCUUUCAUAAUUUAUUAGAUAAAUAAAAGCGUGAGUAGGAAUAAGUGAUUCCUGUUGAAUAAGUUAAGAAAGAAAGCACUUAACAUCAUAAUCCAGCUCCAAAAUAAAAGGGAUUAACAGCUGAUCCUCAUCCAAAGGACAGACACUCUGGAACAGGAAUAGGAAAAGAACUUCGUAAAGAAGGUGGUGGUCGAAGAAAUUGGGGAAAUUAUAAGGACGAUUUAAAGUAGGAGAAAUACUAAGGUGCAAUUGAGGGAAAGGAAGCACCAUAAGAAUAAAAUACUGAAUAAUAAGGCGAAGAAUAAUAGCCAUAAGAAAAUGUACCUCAAGCACCAGCAGAGAAGACAUUAGCAGAUUAUUAUUAAGCAAGAGGAGUGGUAAAGAAUGAUUUAUAAUAAUUAAAAUAGAAUGUGGAGGAAGUCCUAAAAAAUUAGAAAUAGAAAGUAUAACCAGUAGUAAAGAUUGAUGAGGAGGCAUUGAGAAAGGAGAAAUUAUAGGUGAUGAGAACAAGAGAAGAUGAGAAGAGAGAGAAGGAAUAGAAGGCAAUAAAGAAAUCAAGUGGUUAGUAAUAAUAGGGAUAUAGAAGUGAAAUGAAUACAGAGGGAUAGUAAUAUUUUGGAUUUACAAAUGAUACAAGAAGAAAUGAUAGGAAUGAAAAGAAUGAUAGGAAUGAUAGAAAAGAUAAUAAUAAUUAUAAUAAAGGAUAAAAGAAAUAAGUACUUAUUAUUUAUUAUUUAAUUUAUUUAGUAAUAACCAAAUAAUGGAGUUCAAUUUGAUGAUAAGGAUUUCCCAUCAUUAUGAA